ACAGCAGAUUUAGGCGUGCUGUUAGUCAUCUUGUUCACGGCGUCUGAACCGACAACAGCUGUGUACCCCUGCUGCUAGUCAUUUUGUUCACAGGGUCUGAACCGACAACAGUUGUAUACCCCUGCUGCACCCCUGUUAGGUAUCUGCCGAAAUUGUUAUCUCGGCGCAUCUAGAGAAUAGUGUCUAUGUUUUAGAAGAUGCUGUAAUGUACACCUGCGCUAUGCCAAAGAUAGUCGAGCUGUGGCGCACGCUUCUAGAAGCUUCUCCUGGUGCGUGCACAGUCACAGUCGCUUGCGCGCUAUUCUUAGAAGCCAGCCGAGCGCUGGCGCAGGCUCUGCCGCCAGGCGUAGCUGAUACAUGUGCUAACCGGUCAGAAUAUGGCAGUGCUCCCCUCUCCACGGUCAUUCAUCGUGAUCACGGACGACGCUCGCGCGAGGAGCAGGCCGAGAGCCAGCAGUACCUGAGUCGCGAGGAGGAGAUCUCCCUCGUGAGGUCCCUACAGCUCAAGUCUACUCUUGGGCAACCCGUGCGAAUCAAGUUCAUACGCUCGCUGGCCUUCAGUAUAGCCCGUCAACGGACGACUUUGGAGAAACAGCACCCCCAGCUCCAGGCCAAGAGAGGUCGAUCGAUUGACUGGAAGCGCCAAAGGAGCAACAUACACGAGAAGGUCGUAGAGUGGUUCAACGUGAUUGGACAGGUACUGCAGGACCCUAGCGUCGUGCUAGAAAACGUGUAUAACAUAGACAAGACAGGAGUCAUUCUAAGCAUGCUUGGCUCAGUCAAAGUCAUGGUAGGUAAAGACGACCAACAGAACAACAGACGUGCUGGUGUGAAGCACACUAUACACUACGCGCACUCUAAGAAUGGCUACAACGACACCAACAUCAGCCUGGAGUGGCUCACACGUGUAUUCAACCCGCAGACUAGAGGGCGUGCCAAAGGGAAGCCACGCGUUCUUGUGGUCGAUGGCUUUGGGACGCAUGAAACUCUUGAGAUCCUAGAGUUUUGCCUGUCAAACAACAUUGUUGAGAGGCUGAACCGUGGAGGCGUAGACACGGUUGGCAAAGAGCAUUUCCCCUACCUGUGCGGCUCUGCAAGAGAUAGGGCUAUAACCAAGAGCAACAUCCGAGCCAGAUGGGCAGCGACUGGCUUGUUUCUCUUCAACCCAAAAAGAGUGCCGAAAGGCAUUCCGAAGCCCCCAGCUAAACUUGUCAUUCCAAGAGUCAAAGUCUCGGCUGGACCCUGUCUGUUAGCUGAGAUGGUGCACACACCUGUUCCACCCGUGACACUAGUGGCAGCCGAAGCACUCACAAUGUUGCAUGACAUGAUCAAAGAUGAUACUCAGACGCUUGGUGAGGCUAGCAGGCAGUGUGUACAGAGGCGCAUACAGAAGCUCGCGAGUGCCGCCCGGAUAUCCUUCGCCGAGCGAGCUCUUCCAAAGUUGUGCGGGUGAACGAGGUGGUGGCGCUAACAGACACUUCAGUCCCGUGAAGGGCCCCAGUGGUGCGAAUUUAUUAGAACGGCGCUUUUGACUAUGCUUACAGUAUUGCAAUCUUCAUCCAAAGACUUCGUUUGUCAUCCUUUUGCCUCUCCGUUGCUGCUGGCAGACGCUCAGCGCAGUCAAGGAGCAGGCUCCUUUCAACUUGACUACU
Didymella exigua CBS 183.55 is the source of this 1652-nucleotide messenger RNA. RefSeq lists its product as uncharacterized. Bases 206 to 1453 code for a protein of 415 amino acids. Lineage: Eukaryota; Fungi; Ascomycota; Dothideomycetes; Pleosporales; Didymellaceae. Gene Ontology annotation, molecular function: nucleic acid binding. The transcript has 5 exons. The record is from RefSeq and is a predicted model, not a curated record.